Messenger RNA from Cooperia oncophora, 183 nucleotides. The record is from the annotation of a GenBank genome assembly. Lineage: Eukaryota; Metazoa; Nematoda; Chromadorea; Rhabditida; Trichostrongylidae.
AUGGAUUAUGGAAAGAGAUCGGCUUCUGAUAGAGUGAAAACGUUGAUUUGGAAACUGACAUUUUCGAGUUGGACUGGGAGCUUACGCGUUUACAAGGACGCGCGUGCGAAAUUCUGCGACAAGUUGAUUUCCUCUGCUCGAGUAAUGGAAAUAUACAGAGAGAUCGCCAUCGUCGUUUCGUAG